AUGCAUAUUCAAGCGUCAAAUGAUGCAAAAACUACGUUUUUAGAUCACUUAAUCGACCAAUCAAAUCAUAUUAAUCAUAAUGACCUCAAGUAUCAAUCGCCCGAAUUUUCGGUAGAUUAUCUAGUUAUUGGAGGUGGAGUGGUAGGACUCGCUAUUGCUAAUAGAUUAUCUCGUCGAAAUCAUCGUAAGACUUUGCUUGUCGAGAAAAACGCGUCUUCCCGAAAUAGUGAAGUUAUUCAUGCUGGGUUAUAUUAUCCAAAUGAUUCUUUGAAAACGCGUCUUUGCAUCCGUGGAAAAGAACUACUUUAUUCCCUCUUAUCCUCAACAUCACAUAUUCCAUAUCGACGUGUCGGCAAAUGGAUAGUAUCCGAAGACGAAUCACAAACGGAAUAUUUACAGAAUUUGAAAAAGAAAACCGAUUUACUAGGCGUGGAGACCUAUUUUCUGUCAAAACACGAACAAGAAAAACAGGAGCCUGACGUUAGAGCGCAUGAAGUUUUGGUCUCCCCAACUACUGGUAUUUUUGAUUCCCACGCGUAUAUGAGAUGGAUGGAAGCAAAUAUUAGGGAACAAGAUGGGGAUUUGGCAUUGCAUUCUCAAGUUGUUGGGAUUGAAAAAGAUCAUAGUGAAUAUAAAGUAGAGAUUGCGAAUUCUACCGAUCAAUCAUUGACAAACUCUACAAUUAUUUCCGCAAGGAUAGUUGUUAAUGCGGCAGGAUUACACGCAGAUAAAAUAGCAAAUAUGAUACUACCCACCCCUUCAAUUUACAAAAUAUAUUACGUUAAAGGUCAAUAUUAUACUUGUCGUGGCCGUAGUGUUAAUGUCAACCGUUUAAUUUACCCUGUUCCACCAAAAAAUCUCGCCAAUCUUGGAAAUCAUUUAAUUUUGGACCUUGCUGGAAGAAUGAAAUUUGGUCCUGAUGUGCAAUACGUUGAUAAUCCUUAUGAUUAUGACAUUGUCGAUGAUGAAGAUUACAAAGAACAGUUUUGUCGAACUAUAAACUCUUAUCUGCCGAAGAUCCGAAAAGAUGCAUUAUUUGCAGAUUAUACAGGGAUCCGACCAAAACUGCAAGCACCUGGAGAACCUUUUCGAGAUUUUAUUAUCCAAGAGGAAACCAAGUAUGGGUUAGAAGGCUUCAUUAAUUUGAUUGGAAUUGAAAGUCCUGGACUCACUUCUUCAUUGGCGAUUGCUGAAAUGGUAGCAGAUGAAAUUUUAGCUGAUAGGUAG
Molecule: messenger RNA, 1227 nt
Organism: Ambispora leptoticha
Lineage: Eukaryota; Fungi; Glomeromycota; Glomeromycetes; Archaeosporales; Ambisporaceae
Source: the annotation of a GenBank genome assembly